This is a messenger RNA of Merops nubicus (carmine bee-eater), 2100 nucleotides long. RefSeq names its product single-minded homolog 2-like. The record is from RefSeq and is a predicted model, not a curated record. Gene Ontology annotation, biological process: regulation of transcription by RNA polymerase II. Gene Ontology annotation, molecular function: protein binding; RNA polymerase II transcription regulatory region sequence-specific DNA binding; DNA-binding transcription factor activity, RNA polymerase II-specific. Lineage: Eukaryota; Metazoa; Chordata; Aves; Coraciiformes; Meropidae. The transcript has 10 exons. The annotation marks the transcript as partial.
AGGACAGGGCCCUUGGAUAACGUGGCCAAGGAGCUCGGAUCCCACUUGCUUCAGACUUUGGAUGGCUUUGUUUUUGUGGUGGCAUCAGAUGGCAAAAUAAUGUACAUCUCAGAAACAGCAUCUGUACACCUUGGCUUAUCUCAGGUGGAGCUUACUGGUAAUAGCAUUUAUGAAUACAUACAUCCUUCCGAUCAUGAUGAGAUGACAGCCGUUCUUACCGCUCACCAACCUCUUCAUCCUCACCUCUUACAAGAAUAUGAAAUUGAGAGAUCAUUUUUCCUGAGAAUGAAGUGUGUCCUAGCCAAGAGGAAUGCAGGACUGACAUGCAGUGGCUACAAGGUGAUCCACUGCAGUGGCUAUUUGAAGAUACGGCAAUACAUGCUCGAUAUGUCUUUGUAUGAUUCCUGUUACCAAAUUGUUGGACUGGUGGCUGUAGGUCAGUCUUUACCUCCCAGUGCCAUCACUGAGAUCAAACUUCACAGUAACAUGUUUAUGUUCAGAGCAAGUUUGGACUUAAAAUUAAUAUUCCUUGAUUCCAGGGUGACUGAAUUAACUGGAUAUGAGCCUCAAGAUCUGAUAGAAAAAACCCUCUAUCACCAUGUCCAUGGUUGUGAUGUGUUCCAUUUACGAUAUGCUCAUCAUCUGUUGUUGGUGAAAGGCCAAGUCACCACCAAGUACUAUCGACUACUGUCCAAGCAUGGCGGCUGGGUUUGGGUACAGAGCUACGCUACUAUUGUGCAUAACAGCCGUUCGUCACGGCCUCACUGCAUAGUGAGUGUCAAUUAUGUCCUUACAGAUAUUGAGUAUAAGGAACUUCAGUUGUCACUGGACCAGGUUACCAUUUCCAAGUCACAGUUUUCAUGCAGAAACUCAGUAUCUACCUCGCAGGAAACAAGAAAAAUAGUAAAACCCAAAAGUAAUAAAAUGAAGGCAAAACUCAGAACAACGCCUUACCCACAGCAGCAAUACAACUCAUUCCAAACAGACAAACUGGAAUGCAGCCAGGUGGGAAACUGGCGAUCCAGCCCUGCAGUGAAUGCUGCCACCAUUCAAGAACAAAACUUCCAUUCAGAAAACAGUGAACUUUUAUAUGCCCCGUCAUAUAGCUUGCCUUUCUCUUACCAUUAUGGACACUUCCCUGUAGAUUCUCAUGUCUUCAGUAGCAAAAAGCAAAUGUUGCCUUCCAAGUUUGGGCAGUCUCAAGGAGCACCUUGUGAAGUGGCUCGAUUCUUCUUGAGUACGCUGCAGACAAAUGGAGAAUGCCAGUGGCAUUAUGCCAACUCCUUGGUACCCAACAGCCAGUCACCAUCCAAAAAUCUUCCUGAUCAGCCUGUGAAUAUCAUCCGACAUAAUCUUGCACAGAGUUAUGAAGUGCCCAUAUCCAACAGAAGAUACAGCCAAGGUGCUCUAUCUGACAGCUUCACAAGCUGCACAGCAACCAUGACAGGCAGCAGAUACAAAGAGGAGAUUUACGAUUCUGGCAUCACGAAACCCAACAAAAUAGAAACCAGGAUUCCGCCCCCUCACCAUCUCAUUAAAGAAGAAAACAAGCUAACUUUUAACAGAGACUUACAAGAAAAAAUAAGCAUUAACGAAAAUACUUUUUCAAAUUCAAUAGCUAACUCCCUGCUGCCAAAAUCAGAAUGUUUCCAGUCUAAAGCUAUAGGACAAUUAAGUCAUCUCCUGCCGAUGCCCUCAGUAUAUGAGCAAACAAGAAGGAUUUGUAUGAAAGAACCCAAAUACGGGCCUAUUAGUCACCACGCUACAAAUCUCAAUGAACUGGACAGCGAUGAGAGAAUGACUGCAAAGCUUGAUCAUGACUCUGAAAGUGAGCGCAUGAUGGAUGUGAGACCCUCCGGACAAGUUCCGUUUGUGCUUCUAAAUUAUCACCACGUUUUAGCCAAACACGGUACGUUUCAAACCUCAUCGUGCACAGCGACAGGACAUGUAGGAGAAAAUUAUGGAUACAAUACCGAAGAAGUAAAUACAUUUAUUUACAAAAACCAAAGCCCCUCAUCAGCUUCUUCUCCGGAAACCCACAAGGAAUCUGCACUACCCCAUUAUAUUGGAACUUCUGUAAUAAUAGCCAAUGGAAGGUGA